AUGAAGCGUGUACGACACAAAUAUACUAAUCGUCGUCGCUGUUUGUAUAGCACUUUAUGUUUUAUCAUUGGGUGUAGUGUUCUUAUUAUUAAAUUUAGUUGGUACGAUGCUCAACGAUCGAUAUGUUUACCUAAAAAUCCUGAUGAUGAAAUAAUCGAUCGUCAAGAUGAAUGGCAAUAUCAAAAUGGCAUCACUGGUCAAUGGUAUCAUUGGAGAACAGUAUACAAAAGGCGAAAUAAUCAAACUGAAUGGCGUGCCAAUUGGUUAAAUGCUGCUCCAAAAUCGUAUCUCGGUGUUAUUGUCUAUUUGGCUACAUUCGGUGACCUUAAAUCGCUUCAGACAUCACUUACUCAGCUGUCUCGUAUGCUAUCAAAUAAUCCACGACCUGUUGCCAUUUUUCAUGAAGACGAUCUAAGUAAUAAUGACAUUCAGCAAUCUCUAGCUCAAAUAUUAGGUAAUUCUACUCCAUUAACUUUUGAACAUAUCAAAUUUUCUAACAUUUCAAUUCAACCUGGACGCCUUCAUCGUCGAUGGGCCCCCAAGUAUUUUCAUAUGUGUCGGUUUUUUACUCUGAUGCUUCCAAAUCAUCCUUUAUUAACAUUAUUUUCAUACUAUUGGCGACUUGAUACACAUUCUUAUAUAUUUGGAGGGCAGCCUAUUGAAGAUCCAUUUGAAAUCAUGCAAAAACGAAAAACUCAAUAUGCUUUUACCAUGGCUAAUAGAGACAAUGAAGUGCAUACUAUUGGUUUAUGGACAUUUUUUCAUCAAUUUCUCCAGGAUCAUUGUUUGAAACCUUCAAAAAAUUUCCUUAAAACACAGCCUGGUUGGAUUGAUAGUUAUUCAACUGCGAUUUUUUUCACAAAUUUAGCUAUAGCAAAUGUUUCUCUUUUUCGUGAUCAUCCAUUGAUACGAGCUUGGCUUCAUAGAGUGGAUCGUAGCGGUAGUAUUUAUCGUUAUCGAUGGGGUGAUGCACCUGUUCAUACUUUAAUUCUUACUCAAUUGAUUCCACGAAACCAGAUUUUACGUCUUAGAUAUUUCGGAUAUAUGCAUCGAAAUGAAUAUGUCUGCGCUAAGGGCAUAAAAGAUGAUUUGUGUAAAGCACAAAUAAAAACAGUCUUUCCAGAUCCUAAUCUUAUCUUUUACAAUCAUCCAGGUGGGUGUAAUCCAUCUUUUGGAAAUCCUUUGUGCCAUUAUUAUCCAGAGAUUACACUCUGA
Rotaria socialis is the source of this 1215-nucleotide messenger RNA. The record is from the annotation of a GenBank genome assembly. NCBI's taxonomy places the organism in Eukaryota, Metazoa, Rotifera, Eurotatoria, Philodinida, Philodinidae.